This is a messenger RNA of Papilio polytes (common Mormon), 647 nucleotides long. RefSeq names its product protein THEM6-like. Bases 33 to 647 code for a protein of 204 amino acids. NCBI's taxonomy places the organism in Eukaryota, Metazoa, Arthropoda, Insecta, Lepidoptera, Papilionidae. The transcript is spliced from 3 exons. The record is from RefSeq and is a predicted model, not a curated record.
UAUAGUUCCUACUCAAUUGUUUACAGAUAAAUAUGAUUUAUGUAUUUUUAGUUGUGUUAAUAAUAUUUUAUAUGAUCUGCGAUGUUAAUUAUUUUGUGAGGACGCUGUUUACGGUUUGGAGCAGCAGAAUGAUUCGGAAUAAAAAAUAUCCCACACUUAGUGACGUCACAACUGUGUACGGGAUAUGUACAUUACAAGACUGCGAUAUUUGGUUUGAGAAUUUACGUUUAGCGAGACUUGUACGAGACUUGGAUUUUGCACGCUACCACUUUUACGAUCAGACGGGAAUUUACCAGCGCAGUUGUCAACUGGGUAUACAUUCUCUCCAGGGGUCUACACUGACUGUGACUUUGUCUCCUAUACCACUGUUUGCGAUUUACAAAAUCAACACUAAGUUGGUGUAUUGGGAUGAACGUUCACUAUUUUUCGAACACGAAGUAGUGACAGUACGUGACAACGAAGUGCGAUCUCUUCUAGUGUCUCGUCAGUACGCCAUAAGAAACUCAGAUGCUUCCACCACUAAUCUCCUGUUGGAAGAGUUACCAGGAUCGCAGAGUAAAACGACAUGUCCGGAGUAUGUUAAGAGCUGGUUGGAUAGCAUGGAAAUUAGUAGCGCGAAAUUGAGAAUUGCAACUAAAGAUAAAUAA